UUCCGGGGGCGUGGCCUCGGGCCGGAAGUGAGGCCGGUACUUCCGGUGGCGGCUGCCGGAGCGGGUCUGCGUCCAUGGCGGGGUCCUUGAAACUGGUGUGGGCUUCCCUUCAGCGUCAAAGGUUCCACACCGCUGGAAGUUGCUACAAGAGCCGGACUGGCGCUGAGCACCUGUGGCUGACGCGGCACUUGAGGGACCCGUUUGUGAAAGCUGCGAAGGUGGAAAGUUACCGAUGUCGAAGCGCCUUCAAGCUCCUGGAAAUGAACGAGAGGCACCAGAUCCUACGGCCUGGCCUCCGGGUGUUAGACUGUGGGGCUGCCCCUGGCGCGUGGAGCCAGGUGGCCGUGCAGAGAGUCAACGCUGCGGGCACAGACCCCAGUGCUCCUGUUGGCUUUGUGCUUGGGGUAGAUCUUCUCCACAUAUUCCCCCUGGAAGGAGCAACGUUUCUAUGCCCUGCUGAUGUGACUGACCCUAGAACCUUCCGGAAAAUCCAAGAGCUGCUUCCUGGUGGGAGAGCAGAUGUGAUCCUGAGUGACAUGGCACCCAACGCCACGGGGAUCCGCAGCCUCGACCACGACAGGCUCAUUAGCUUGUGCUUGUCCCUUCUGGACAUGGUUCCACAUGUCCUGCACCCCAGGGGGACAUUCCUUUGUAAAACCUGGGCUGGAAGUCAGAGCCAUCGGUUACAGAAGAGACUGACUGAGGAAUUCCAGAACACAAGGACUGUAAAGCCCGAGGCCAGCAGGAAAGAAUCAUCAGAGGUGUACCUCCUGGCCACACAGUACCGAGGGAAGCCAGGAGGUCUGUGAAGGACUGAGCGCUUGUUCUCCUGUUUCUGGCUCUUCACUGCAGAUGUAGCUUGAGCUCUGUCCUGAAGUGUGGCCGGGGAGAUCUGAGCUGGAUCUAGGAUGCAGCAGGCAGGACAGAUGGGGGACCUUUUUUUAAGACAAAACUAUAUUCAUUGUUCACAAUAUAUGACGAUAUAUGAUUUAAAAAAUCGCUAUAAUACGAUUUGUGAAGAGGAGUUACCAUGAGAAAGAGACAAAGAUAAAAGGAUGAAAAGACUGGGAUGCAUAAAAACACUGAGGCAGAGAAACACACAGACACCUUUAUGGAAUUUUCUCACCAUGGUUAGUAUGUUACGGAGGAACUGGCUUCCACCGUCGCCGCAAAACGACCAGGUUUCCAGGUGUUAUUUUGGGUAUACAGUGUAAUGUAGAAAAAUCUGAACCUUCAGUCUGGGGAUUUGUUUCCAUCUCUGUGGUGAAUGAUCCGGAAAUACUUCAAGCAGUGAGAGCUCCUUAGGGAAGACAUUUGGUAUGAAUUAUGGAAGGGGGGCAGACAGUGUGAAACUAGAAAUGUUUCUAUAACACGCCAGGCUCCAGAGACUUAAAGGUAAUAACCAAAGCAAGCAGACACAUGGUGUGUUUAUUUCCUUUUACUCUCUUCCAGGAACUCAAGGUUAUAAAACAGCAUAGGGUGUAAUAUUUUCUGGAAUUUCCAUACUUUAAAAAAAAAUUGAUUUCUUUGAAACCAUUUUCUGGAGGAGUGGUCAUCCCUUAAGAGUGUAUUGACUGUAAUGAUGAUUAAGUCUUGCCUAUUGAAAACAAACACACAACCUAAAGAGCUGGGAGUUAUUUUUAUUUGGCAGAUAAAACUGGGGACUUAAGCCUGGGACAUAGUAUCUCAGGUAACUCAGGGACUGCCCCGAAGAGGUAGAGGAGGAGCUGGAGUAUAUAGGAAUUUUUGGAACAAAGACCACGUACUUGGAACAUCAAAAGAUUUCUGGUUAAUAAACAAAAGACUAGAUGUCUCCAAGAA
Molecule: messenger RNA, 1821 nt
Organism: Bubalus bubalis (water buffalo)
Lineage: Eukaryota; Metazoa; Chordata; Mammalia; Artiodactyla; Bovidae
Gene: MRM2
Product: mitochondrial rRNA methyltransferase 2
Exons: 3
Coding region: 75-809 (244 amino acids)
Biological process (GO): RNA methylation
Cellular component (GO): mitochondrion
Molecular function (GO): rRNA (uridine-2'-O-ribose)-methyltransferase activity
Source: RefSeq, a predicted model, not a curated record